AAGCUGAUGAAAGCCGGUCACCCUGGGCAGAUGGGAGGACCUAUCUCCGGUAUGCCAGGCUCACCCUCCGGAGGUUCUCCGAUAGGACAGAGUCCCAUGUCUCCUUCACAGAAUUCUCCGUCAAUGCGUGAUGGACACUCCCCCCCACCCCACCAUCCAUCCUACCUCCCUCAGGGGUCCAACCAUCACACCACCCCCUCCCCUGCACCUCAUGGGGAUAUGUCCCCCCACCAUCAUCCUCACAUGAACCAUCACUCUGGUUCUCCGCCAAUGCCCCAGUGGCCAUCUCAGAUACCGCCACACCUACAGCAGGAUAUAAAGCCUCCUCCCAUGAUGCCCCUCGCUCCAACCUCUGGUAUGGGAAUGGGAGGAUAUCCUCAGUACUCUUGGUACCAGACGGAGGCCGGUAUGAAUCAACAUCAGGGGCUUCUUACAUAAAUGCCUCCGCCGCCUCUCUUCUUCUUUAACCCGCCAAUUCCAUCCACCUCCGGUCGGAGGCAGGGGAUAAACAAUCGGCGACAAGUUACUUAGUGUCGUUAUAUCUGUGAUGCUUGAUUUACGGCGGAGUUCUGUCCGCCCUCUCCCUCUGCCGAUAUCCGGGAUAUCGAGAUACUUAAGACAGGGAUAUCCACGGGGGUAGAAGUGAUAUCCAUCAUCGAUCUCUCGUCCUUAAUAUGGAUAUCCAUCGUUAACAGGAUAUCUUCUACGAUAAAGAAAAUACUUUUUUAUUGAGAAAAAUGUAUAGAAAAAAGGAGACAACGAUUAAAAUUUAGAUUUUUUCCGGAAAAUUUUCGACGUGCAAUAAGAAUGUUAAACCACUCAAUCAAUAUUGUAAAAUUAUCAAAAUUAUUAUUUUCUUCUCCACAUCAGUAAUUGAUAAAAUUGAAUAAUUUGAGGUUUAUGCCAAAGUUUCCCCUUAAUAGUGAAUUUCUAUCCCCCCCCCCCUCCGUCCAGCCCCAUUGAAAAUUACGAAAAAAUGCAUUCUUAGAACAUCUAGAUUUUUGGGUCAUUUCACACUUUAGAUCCAAUCCGAAGACACUGUUUUAAACCUUAUUUAACGCGAAACUAGUCUUUAUGUAAAAAAAAAACUUUCAAAAAUAAUUCCGACCCUUAAUUGACUGAAACCAAGCCAAUCUUUACAUUCCCAUUGACAAGUAUAGUAUGGAAUUUACUUAAAAUCGAUCAAAAUUCCACCAAAAUUAUUUCAAAAAUUAAUUUAACUAGGAACUUAGUUUGAAAUAAUUUUGAUGGAUUUCUUGAAUUAUUUGUUAGUUAAUUGUAUAAAUCAUCUAGAUCUGUUUAAAUUGCUAAAUGUUGUAUAAAAAAGUUGUUUUAUUGUGAAAAAAUAAAUAUAAA
Molecule: messenger RNA, 1356 nt
Organism: Eurytemora carolleeae
Lineage: Eukaryota; Metazoa; Arthropoda; Copepoda; Calanoida; Temoridae
Product: homeotic protein distal-less
Biological process (GO): regulation of transcription by RNA polymerase II
Molecular function (GO): RNA polymerase II cis-regulatory region sequence-specific DNA binding; DNA-binding transcription factor activity, RNA polymerase II-specific
Source: RefSeq, a predicted model, not a curated record